GGUGCUGAAAGCAGAGACGCAGCUCCGCUGGACAGCUCCUGGUGCUGAAACAGAGACGCAGCUCCGCUGGACAGCUCCUGGUGCUGAAAUCAGAGACGCAGCUCCGCUGGACAGCUCCCGGUGCUGAAAUCAGAGACGCAGCUCCGCUGGACAGCUCCUGGUGCUGAAACAGAGACGCAGCUCCGCUGGACAGCUCCUGGUGCUGAACACACACACGCUUUACUCACUCAAGUACCCGCCGCUGACUGGAGUCAUGGACGGACUCUCCUGGAAACUUUUUCUGCUCUCCUGCCUGCUCGUGGCGGGAAGCACCGCGCAGGACUUCGGACAGACGCAGUUUAUUUGCACGUCGGUCCCCAAAGACAUGGACUUGUGUACCGCCACGAUGCAGAACAGCGGGCCGGCGGAGGACCUGAAAACCACUAUCAUCCAGCUGAGGGAGACCGUGCUGCAGCAGAAGGAGACCAUCGUGAACCAGAAGGAAACCAUCAGGGAACUAACGUCCAAGUUGAGCCGCUGCGAGAGCCAGAGCCUCCCGGCCGCGGCGGGGCCGGCCGGGAGGCGGCCGGGGGCCAAAAACACCAUGGGAGAUGUUUCCCGGGGCACCACGGAAACUCUGGCCCAGCUGGGACACACUUUACAAACGCUCAAACAGAGACUGGAGAAUCUAGAGCAGUACAGCCGAGGGAAUAGCACCGUGCAGGCGAACAGCCUGAAGGAUCUGCUGCAGAACAAGAUAGACGACAUGGAGAAGCAAGUUCUGUCCCGGGUCAACACUUUAGAGGAGAGCAAACCGGGAUCGAGGAAUGAUACCGACCAACGGAACCGAGUGGAAUCCACGCUCACUUCUUUGCACCACCGGAUCACAGACCUGGAGAAAGGCAAAGACUCCAGGCCGACAGACAAGUUCCAGCUCACCUUCCCCCUGAGAACCAACUACAUGUACGCCAAAGCCAAGAGGAGCCUCCCUGAGAUGUAUUCCUUCAGCGUGUGUCUGUGGAUCAAGUCCAACGCCUCCCCCGGGGUGGGGACGCCUUUCUCCUACGCUGUUCCGGGUCAGGCCAACGAGCUGGUGCUGAUCGAGUGGGGGAACAAUCCCAUGGAGAUUCUCAUUAACGACAAGGUUGCAAAGCUGCCGUUUCUUAUCAACGAUGGAAAGUGGCAUCAUCUGUGCAUCACGUGGACCACCCGUGAUGGGAUGUGGGAAGCCUUCCAGGACGGAGUGCCGCGGGGCAGCGGGGAAAAUCUGGCACCGUACCACCCCAUCAAACCAGAUGGAGUCCUGGUCCUCGGACAAGAGCAGGACACCUUGGGUGGAGGCUUUGAUGCAACACAAGCUUUUGUUGGCGAGCUAGCAAACUUAAAUAUCUGGAACAGGAAACUCUCUAUGGCUGAGAUCUACAACUUGGCGACAUGCAACAGCAGAGCGUCGUCCGGGAACGUCUUCUCCUGGACAGAGAGCAACAUUGAAAUAUUUGGAGGAGCGACCAAAUGGACCUUCGAGCCGUGCCGUUCGCUCAACUGAACUGCAUCUGAUCGGUCCACAAAGGCCUCUCUGUAUUUCUGCGCUUUUGUCCUGUCUUCAUUUGACGUUUGUUAGAGACCAUCUCAGUUAUUGUACGCUUGAAUCUGGGAUUUAUAUCAUUCUUAGGUAUUCAUGUGCAAAACAACACAUCUCAUAUUGAGGGAAAAAAAGUCCAUUCUUCUUGGAGACCUCUGUGAGAAAAUAACGGUGUUUGCUUUCCGUUUUUCUUUCUUGGAUGUUCUGUUGAAAGCACACCUAAGCUUUUCAUUUGGCUUAUUUCGUCUUGGACAGGCAGCUGGCAAUCUGCGCCUUAUGUUUGGACAAGUCACGAGCCAAGUGAGGAAUUGCAUAACCAAUCUCUCCCCUCUCCCCCUUCCUUUCUCCUUCUCCCAUUGAGAGUGGGAGAUUACGCUGUCCGUCCAAUUCUUGUCAGUGUUUUGCGCUGUGAAGUGAUGUCUGAUGCGGUACAGCUCCCCGUGACCCCUCUUUCUCCCGCACCUCCUUCCUUUUCUCUCUACUCUGGGCACCAACUCCCCUCCCCCUCUCUCACCCCACAUCCACACCCGGAACUUGCACUGUGACUGACAAAGAAGAAUGCCGGAAGAGGAGGUUACGAUAAAAGAGACUGCGAAGUCAGACUGUGGUACAAGUCAAUUUGUAAUAAUUGUUCGCUUCAAGUGUUCCUGUAAGAAUGUCGUUAACUUGCCAACAUUGCUAUGAAGCCUGGGUGCCUUGGGCUGGUUCAAGUAUUCAGCACAUUCAGUACGUUUUAAGUUGCAAAUUCAGUGUUGACUGGUUUGUGUUUCUUUUCAGAGCUGAUUUAUUUUCCCGUUCCUCUCUCAUUGGUAAAUGUAAUUUAAUAUGAGUUUGUUAACCAACAUGAUGUGUUUUGGCAGGUGUUUGUACUACUCUGUAUUAGGAAUGUUACAGUGUCUGUAUAGUAAAAGCAUGAAUGACAGAGUGCUGUGGAAGCAUUGUUGAAAUCUGCUUUACUAUCUUCUCUGGGUCUGGGUUUUUUACUGUAUUGUUAUAUGCUCCAAGCAUGGCAUAAUUGAGAGAUGAAGAAUUUAAUUUUUGUAAUAAAAUUGUGAUACUUUAUGUCACAGUGCCUUCCUUGAGGUUCGUAUAGGUAACAACAAAUAGUAAAGAGAGGGAGUUUGUUGUUAAAGAGAGCGAGAGAGGGAUUCUGAAAUGUUUGUGUGUUUGUGUGCGCUAAUGUGACUACAUAAAGUUAUUGUUUUCUUGUUGCUGCUGUAAGAUGCUUCACCAGUUAUUCUCAU
Molecule: messenger RNA, 2805 nt
Organism: Cololabis saira (Pacific saury)
Lineage: Eukaryota; Metazoa; Chordata; Actinopteri; Beloniformes; Belonidae
Product: neuronal pentraxin-1-like
Exons: 5
Coding region: 254-1525 (423 amino acids)
Source: RefSeq, a predicted model, not a curated record